Molecule: messenger RNA, 966 nt
Organism: Dentiscutata erythropus
Lineage: Eukaryota; Fungi; Glomeromycota; Glomeromycetes; Diversisporales; Gigasporaceae
Source: the annotation of a GenBank genome assembly
AUGAAACACGUAAAUUAUUCACUCUUUUUACUUGCAGUUUUAUGUAUGUUAAAGCCAAUUUCCGUUUUAUCAGUACUUUCCGGAGAUUGGCCGACAGUUGAUCUUCCUCCUCCGAUAAAUCAGACAUAUACUGCUCUUGUAAACUUGACUUCGGUUAGUCCAGCUCCUGUGAAUAUUUCCUGCCCAACUGGUAACAGUGACAGUUAUUGCCGUACGGAUUGUAGUGGUUGCGUUCGAAGCAAUGAUAUUAUCGAAUAUUGGGGUCUUACUAUAGCUGGUGGUCCAUGUCCAUUUACGAGUACAGUCCUGGACUUUUUAGAUACUCAAAACAUUAAAGUUACUUUCUUUGUCGUUGGUUCUAGAGUAUAUCAAUAUCCUGAAAUAUUACAAAGAAUUCUUAAAUCUGGACAUGGGAUUGGUAUACUUAAUUGGUCAAACUCUUCGUUGGUAAAUCAAACUAAUAAACAAGUUAUUUCAGAACUUAAAUGGGCUAUGGAAGCUGUAAAAGCUGCUGUUAAUGUUACCCCAAAGCUUAUGAGUCCUCCAUUUGAACAACUUGAUGAUCGAAUUCGAAAUAUUUCAACUCAACUUGGUCUAAAACCUGUCCUUCGGGAUUUAGAUACUUAUGAUUGGUUUUCAGAUGGUGAUCCAACUUUUGAUCUUUCCUGGAUCGUAAAUAAUUUUACUCAAUGGGUAGCUGAUCCAACUAUCAAUACUACUGGUCAUAUCUCUCUACAACAUGACUCAUAUAAUCAAACCGCUACUAAAAUUCCUUUGGUCAUACCAAUUCUUAAAAGUGCUAGUUAUAAUAUUAAACCUGUUUCGGUUUGUAUAGGGGACAAUCAUCCAUAUGUUGAAGAUGUUAAUUUGGAUGGCUCACCUUUACGUAGAAUAAGUCGACAUCAUUCUAUAGCUGGAUUUGGUCCUAAUGUUGAAGAACGAUUUGCAAAAUAUCAAAAAUUUUAA